AUGAAAAGCAAAUGCAAGAUAACCAACUCAAUGACUUUAGCAGAGUGUUCAAAGAAAAUAACAGAUGACCAAGACAAAAUCCAAAGUAGUACUGAAAUAAUUCGGUUACCAGAAAGCGAUAAAAAGAAAUCUGAGCCUUCGUCUAGAGUAAGCAGUCGUCCACAAACACCAAAAAGUUUGCAAUCAAGUCUAUCUCGAACACAACGGAUUUCAAGCCGACCAGCAACACCCGCAAAUUUAUCACAAAAAAUUGCUACAACGCCUAGUCGUCCAAAUACCCCACAUCGAUCUUCUCUCCCUCGGCCUAAAAACACUACUGCAUUGAAAUCUUCUCCUCGCUCUCAAACGCUACUUGAAAAUAACAAAUCAUCAAAGAACUUAAACAAUGAUCCUGAAGAUAUUACAACGAUAUACAAUACUAAACAAAGAGAAUUUCAUCACAUGAAAAAGGAAUUAGAUAUGAAACAGCAAGCGAUAUUGGAAAUGUUUAAUAUUCUACAAAGUUUACAAGAUCGUAUGGCGAAGGAAGGGAUAUCUGGUGAAGGCGAGGGAAUAUCAAAACAAGAACUAGUGAUACUGAACGUCACUGACUGGGCAGCUGAGGAAGUAUCCCAGUUAUGUAACAAUGCCCAUCCUUCUGUGGAAGGAGCUGGAGAAAUCAUAAACACAAUGAUACCUAUUGAUGAGAACAUCUUAUCAGAAUGGGAUGCAAAAGUAUCUAAUUUGUCGGAAAAUUACGCAGAUUUAUGUCUACAAGCGUUCACAGCUCGUCAAGAGAUUAUAGACUGGGUUAAAGAUGUAAUAGCAAAGCAAGAUGCAAUAAAUGAAGAGGAUUUGACGCGUAUUACUGCUUAUAACACCCAAGGUCUUGAGCUAUGCGACCUGCUUCGUGAACUGAAAAACCGAGCGGAUGAAUCUGUGCAUGGAAUUUCGCUUCUGUUGAAAAAAGCAUGUCAGGAACGCGGACUAUUGAUCUCAGUGGGAGAAUCACUAGUGAAAGAACUGGCGCGUCUAAGACAAGAUAUAGAAUUGCACUCUGCAGUAACAAUGGAAUUUAAUGCAAUUAGCGCCGCGGAAUCUGAAACAGCUAAAGCACUUGAGUAUACCCGUCGAGAACUAGAAGAGGAACGUGUAUCUAAAGCCACCAUGAAGGAAAAAUUGGCUACUACGGAGUUGCAGCUACGACAAGCACGGGCAAGGAUUAAUAAAAUGGACCGGCAGUUGCGAGAGGCGGAAGCAAGUAUUACCAGUCUUACUGUUACUGUAAAGUCAUUGGAAGAUCAGAGUCGUCAAAAAGAAGUACAACUGGAAGCUCGAGCACGAAAGUUAAGGGAAUCAUUAAAAACUGGGGAAAUGACCAAUAAUCAAAUAAUGCAACAACGGGAUGCACUUGAGAACGAGUUAAUUAAAGUUAAAGAACAGUUAGAAAGGAAUACGAUCGAGAAUAAAUUUAUAAUACAAGAUUUAAACAAUCAAUUAAGAGAUUUAAAAUCAGCUCUGGAAGUGGAGAGGAAAAAAACACAGGAAGAAAUGGAAUUAAAAAAUAUGUUUGAAGAAUCAUAUAGGGAAAGUUUAAAUACUAUCGAAGAAUUGAAAGCGCAAAUAGUUGAUCUGGAAAAUAAAAAACCAAAUCCAGAUCUACCGACUGAAAGAGAAAUGGAGUUAAGAGCAGAAUUAAUUGCAACGAAAAGCACAUUGCGCAUAACAGAAGAAGAAGUGAUUUCAUGCAAACGUGAAAAAGUCCGGUUUUUGGAGACACUCACUAAAAUCGCUGAAUCCGAAAACAAAAUGGGUAUGCAACAGAAGUUGGCAGCCGAGCUUCUGAGCAAGGAAGAAAUAAUGAGCAAGAUGCAAACGCAAAUUCGAGAAAUGAAUAAGAGCAUAAAAUUGAACGAACAAAAAGUAAUUGAGUAUGAAAAAUAUAUAAGAGCUUUGCAGGCGUAUAGUCAAUAUUCAAGUAAUUCUCAAGAGGAAACGUCUAAUGGGGCAACCUAUCAGGAUUUACAACAAGAAAUAAUGCAAUUGAGAAUGGCACUAUUAGAAGCAGUUCAUAAACAUGAGGAGUUGUCGGAGCUGCUAACGCAAAAAGAACAGCAGCUGGAACAACAGGACAAGACAUCACGUGCCCAGGCAAGGGUCAUCAAGGUUCGUGAGGAAUUGAUCAACAUGCUAAAGAAUAAGGAGAGUGAGCAGAGUCGAGAACUCUCCACGCUGCAGCAAGAUCUUGAACAACGAAUGAGAAUAGUAGACGAAGUAAAUAAGCAAAUAGCUGCAAAAGCAGAUGAAAUUCAAGAGUUAUUUUCGACAUUAGAAAACAAACAGCAACAAAUUCAUCGGCUAGAGAAAAUCGUGUUGGCGUUAGAAGAGCAACAGAGACGGGCUCAAGCACAGCGUACGCGUCACGAAGAGAAGAUUGCAGCGCUUGAACAUGAGCUGGCUGCUGGUGGCAACAGGCGAGACAGGUAUGUCCUGGAUAAUGAUAAAUAUGGUUGUAGUUGA
Molecule: messenger RNA, 2499 nt
Organism: Parnassius apollo (apollo)
Lineage: Eukaryota; Metazoa; Arthropoda; Insecta; Lepidoptera; Papilionidae
Source: the annotation of a GenBank genome assembly